CAGCUACCUUAUCCCCCGCAGAACAGCAGACGCCAACGAUGCGUCCGCUCACCGAAGAAGAGACAAAGACGCUCUUCACGAAGCUUUCACACUACGUAGGCCCUAACAUUGUCCACUUGGUCGACCGGAAAGAUGAGCCUCACGUCUUCCGCUUGCACCGAGACCGCGUCUACUAUGUCUCCGAGAGAUGCAUGAGGAUGGCAAUCUCCAUCGCGCGGCCCAACCUCGUGUCGCUGGGGACGUGCUUUGGCAAGUUCAGCAAGACGGGCAAGUUCAGGCUGCACGUCACCGCUCUCGAUGCGUUGGCACAGUAUGCAAAGUACAAGGUCUGGAUCAAGCCAAAUGGAGAGCUCCCAUUCCUGUAUGGCAACCACGUCGUCAAGGCACACCUCGGCCGCAUCACCGACGACACACCCGAGCACGCCGGCGUCGUCGUGCUUGCCAUGAACGGCACCCCCCUGGGAUUCGGCGUCACGGCUAGAUCUACGGUGGACACGAGGAAGCUCGACCCGACGAGCAUCAUCGUCUUCCAUCAGGCUGAUGUCGGAGAGUACCUUCGUGACGAGGACACUCUUUUCUGAUGUCUGCCUCUCCCCUACUCUUCCAAGUCUCUUGUGCAAAAAUGUAAUUGUAUUUCUCUCUCUUCUCUGGUCAUCCGAGUCACUGGCUAUGACGAGGCCAAAACCCUCUUGCCAAAGUCUGCCACAAUG
Acaromyces ingoldii is the source of this 710-nucleotide messenger RNA. RefSeq names its product 60S ribosome subunit biogenesis protein NIP7. Gene Ontology annotation, biological process: ribosome assembly; ribosomal large subunit biogenesis. Bases 39 to 581 code for a protein of 180 amino acids. Gene Ontology annotation, molecular function: RNA binding. Gene Ontology annotation, cellular component: preribosome, large subunit precursor; nucleolus; nucleus. The transcript is spliced from 4 exons. The record is from RefSeq and is a predicted model, not a curated record. NCBI's taxonomy places the organism in Eukaryota, Fungi, Basidiomycota, Exobasidiomycetes, Exobasidiales, Cryptobasidiaceae.